AUGGAGGAAGGAUCAAUUAGCACUUCACCUCCUCCCUCUUUUCACUCCUCUCCUUCUCAUUCUGCAAUCGAUGUGGAUAACGGUGGUUCUCCGUCUACCUCCGGUUCCGGAACGGCGGAAGUACCCUCCGGGGCGGCGUCACAGACUUCGACGAGGGAAUCUUCUCCUUCUUCGUCCUCGCAAGUUCAGGAGGAAGAUGAGGAUCCUGGCGAGCAGGAAUCGCACCGUUUUCCGGAGCCGGAGAUAGGGCACCAUCAGGAUGAGGUUGGAGUCUCUAAUCCAGGGAGGAAUUCGCCGCAAACCAAUGGCCUUCCGUCGCUCGGAGAUGAUACUUGGUCCUGUGUCACCGUCGUCCUCACCUUCUGGUGCUUCAUUUCCAUGACUUUGAUUUUUGGAGUAUAUGGCCCUGAGAGACUGAAGUUAGGACCUAAUUGCUCGCUUCUCAUUGAACCUAAUCCCUUAUUCGUACAGGCUGUAAAGGUAGAAGAGUUGAAUGAUUCUAGUCCUGGUCUGAUGCUGUAUGGAUUUUAUGAAUCUCCCCCACUCGAUGUUGUAGAAACGUGGUCAGACUCUCACAGUGGAAUUGUUCCUUCUAAUUCUCACGAGGAGUGGGUUUAUCACCUGAACGAGGGUUCCGAGAUCAAUAUCUCAUAUACUGUGAAUUCCUCAAGCUCUGCUGUCUUCCUUGUCAUUGCCCAAGGAGAAGAAGACUUCAACCAGUGGCUGGAGGAGCCAGCAUAUCCUAAUGUUACUUUGUCGUGGCAGGUUAUCCAUGGAAGUGGUGCUAUCUACCAGAGAAUAAACAGAUCUUCACUCUACUAUGUUGGUGUUGGCAACCUGAACUCUUGCAAAGUGCAGGUCCACUUAAAAAUAACAAUAAGAGCUCUGCUGUACGACACAAGUGGAGCUUAUUACAAGUGUGCAUUCCCUGGUGGCCUGUGUAGUUUAACGGUGUUGUUCCUCGCCAAAAAUCCUGUACUUUUAACUUCUCCUAGUACUGAACAGGUAGCGCUUGGAAAAGAGUGGUACGUCAAGUUGUCCUAUGAACCAAGAUGGGCAAUAUAUAUACUCGGUAUUGCUGGAAUGUCAGCACUCAUGUUGGUGGGCUUAAACGUCUUAAACAAGUUUCGGUCCAUGAACGGAGAAAGAAGUGGAGGUGGGGGGUUAGAACCCGGUAGAGCCCCCCUACUUUCAAACAAAGAUGACGAUCUCUCAAGUUGGGGCUCAUCUUAUGAAUCAGUGUCAAGUGAAGAAAACGAUCUUGGAGAGCUUAUGGCAGGAGGUUCUGCAGAAGGGGGGAAAUCAUCGAGAGAUGGUGAAAAUAGCAGCUACACAAGGCGGCUGUGCGCCAUCUGUUUCGAUGCUCCAAGAGAUUGCUUUUUCCUGCCUUGCGGUCAUUGUGUUGCUUGUUUUGCUUGCGGAACAAGGAUUGCUGAGGCGUCAGGCAGCUGCCCUAUUUGCCGUCGGCAGAUGAAGAAGGUGAGGAAGAUCUAUACAGUUUAA
Molecule: messenger RNA, 1503 nt
Organism: Linum trigynum
Lineage: Eukaryota; Viridiplantae; Streptophyta; Magnoliopsida; Malpighiales; Linaceae
Source: the annotation of a GenBank genome assembly